Gastrolobium bilobum is the source of this 1241-nucleotide messenger RNA. RefSeq lists its product as uncharacterized. The record is from RefSeq and is a predicted model, not a curated record. The transcript has 4 exons. The annotation marks the transcript as partial. NCBI's taxonomy places the organism in Eukaryota, Viridiplantae, Streptophyta, Magnoliopsida, Fabales, Fabaceae.
AUGGCAGGAAACAAUCAACUCGCUCCAAAGACGUUGGGAGAUUACAUGACCCCAACUCGAGUUCCACAGACGGCAAGCAUUGUUAGACCUAACUUAGAGGCUAACGACUUUGAACUGAAGCUGGCACUGCUGCAACUGAUUCAAAAAGAACAGUUCACUGGAGGAAGCACAGAGAACCCCUAUAGUCAUCUGGAUAACUUCUUACUUUACUGUGAUACAUUGAAAGUAAAUGGAGUUCCUCGUGAGGCUAUCUUGCUCAGGCUAUUUCCAUGCUCACUGAAGGAUGAAGGAAGAGAUUGGCUGCAAUUUUUCUCAGCUUCAAAAAUGGCAAGACUCAAAGCGGAGAUCACAGCUUUUGAACAAAAAGAAAGCGAAUCUUUGUACGAGGCCUGGGAACGAUUCAAAGGAUCACUUAGGAAGUGUCCUCAACAUGGAAUUGAAGCAUGGGAGAAGGCAAGAAUCUUUUUCCAAAGGAUGACAUCCAGCACAAGAACACUGGUGAAUGCUGCUGCAGGAGGAUCACUGAAAACAAAAACUCCAGAGGAAGCGCUAGAGUUGUUGGAAUCUUUAGCGUCUCAAGAAUUUGACAAUGCCCCUGCUCCAGUUGCACCAAGAAGAGCAAGAAUUAUGGAGCUCAAAGAGGCUCAUGCAAUUGAAGAUUGUGACUACAUGAGAACAACUGAAAAGCCACCAGCAGAGGUCAAUGGACUCUGGUAUGAUCAGAAGAAUCAGAAUCAACAUCCAGGGUUGAGUCACAAAUCCAAUCAUCAGCUCAAUCCUCCCCUUCCAGUGCAACCAGAUACCCCACAACAAAGUAACACUUCUGAGUGGGAGAAAACUUUUGCACAGUUAUGCAAGACCACUUCUGAUUAUGUUCAAGGUGCAAAUGCUUUCAGAGAGGACACAUCUGCUUUCAUGCAAGAGACUAGAGCAGCACACCGGAAUCAAGAAGCUUCCAUAAGAAAUCUGAAAAUUCAGAUUGGCCAGUUAUCAAAGCAAUUUUCUGAGAGAGCUCAGGGUACUUUCCCAAGCAACACAGUUGUCAAUCCAAGGGAGCAUUGCAAUGCUAUCACCACUAGGAGUGCCGAAAAGAAACUAUUCAAGUGGGAGAAGAAGAAAGCUCUAGAAAGACAGAACAAGCCAUUAGAUCUCUUCCCAUAUGCUCGAAUCCCUUAUCCUCAGAGAUUAAAGAAAGAGAUUCAGAAGCAGCAGUGUUCAAAGUUUCUAGACAUAUUCAAAAG